GUGGACCAUGGUGAGGACGAGACGGAAGAGCAAAGCAGUGGCUGCUGCUGCCGCGGCCGCGGCCAUGGCUGCAGGCAGCGAGGACCAUUUUGACGGGGCGUCGACGCAGGGCACAGAGGAGAUGUCCGUCUCAGCAGGAGGUCGCCUGGCGAUUCCCAUACCCGUCGACGUCGACGUCGAGGCCCUUUCCAAUCUCAUCCCAGAGGUCUCAUUCACUAACCCAACUCCAGACACCAUCGUGUCCAUAUACAGACUCUUGCUUGCACAGGUCGCAGAGACCGAUGCCACCCACAGAGACGUCGAGGAAUUGCGCGCCGAGGUAGAACGGAAAGACAUCGAGCUGGACCAGGCUGUUCAAGAUGGAGAGUCAAAGUCAAAGGACCUCGAGUCCUCUCUUGAGUCUGCCCAAACCCAACUCAACGCAUUGAAGACCGAACGUGACGAGCUCGCGAACUCACGAGAUACCUCUUCAACAGAACUCGAUCACCUCCGACACCGCGUCGAGGAAUGUGAAAAGGAGAAGCGCGAGCUUAUUGGCGUCGUCAGCAGACUCAAGGAAGAUGCCUCACAACGAGACGAGGAAAUUCAAACCCUGCGCACCAACCUCCGACAAGCAAGGCAAGAACAACAGGCUCUGGAGUCUCAGGUUCGCGAACUACGGUCCGCAGACACCGCCAACAAGUUCAAAAUCGAGACCCUAUCUCAGCAGCUCGGCCUGGCUCAAGACGAAACCGCACGCGUCACCACAGAACUAACCUCCAAAUCCGAAGAAUAUGCGCGCUAUCGUCGCACCAAACAUGCUGAAUUCAUACAACUUCAAACUGCGCACGACGCAUUGAUACAGAAACACGCGUCUGUUGAGAGUUCAUUCAAAGCAAUUCAGUCCGCACAUGAAGCCCAGACGCAGCAACUGACACAGGCGCUUUCUCGUGUGCAGGAUUUCCAGGGUAAACUCGCCGAACAGGAAGCCGCUUUUUCCACAGAGGUUUCUGGACUAAAACGACUGGUGACCAUUAUGGAAGAACGCGAGAAACAGGCUAAAGAUAUCGUGGAGAGCAUCGAACACGAGUGGGCGGGCGUCGGCGAUCGUGCUGAAAAACGCGAGGCUGCACUCCGGGCCGAGACGGAGAAGGAGAGGCGUGCCAGGGAGGAGGUGGAGAAGCGACUAGAGCAACUUGAGAUUGUAUUGGAGAGGAUCAAUAGGGGCGAGCUACCAGUUGCUGGUCGUGGUGCGACCAGUGUCCCCGGAACUCCUGGACGCUGGCAGGAUGGUGCUGCUGACCCCAUGUUUGGCUUGAGUCCGACGGUUGCUAUGGUCAGCAGGGCACAAAAGGGAGGCAAGACGUUCACCGAGGUAUAUGCAGAUUAUGUCCGCUUGGAGGAAGAGUAUGCGAGGAAAUGCACUGAGUACGAUCACAUGGAUAGAACCCUAUCCGAAGUUCUCGCUCAGAUCGAAGAAAGGGCCCCCAUUCUCGCACAACAACGCGAAGAAUAUGAACGCCUCCAACUCGAAGCUACGCAACUCUCCGCCCAGCUUUCCGCUGCUAUCUCCGACCGGGAUGCCAACGCCGCCUCCAUUCAAGAACUCUCACAAAAGAUCAAAAAAGCCCACAACGAGAACGAUCUUCUUCAACAUCAGCUCACUGAUCUUGGUCGACAGAUCCAGACGUUGCUCAAAGAACUCGGUCGGCAUGAAGACCCCUCCGUACCUUCUGACGAAAUUCUGGACCAGAUGGAACCCAUACCUGCAAAUGACAUCGAGGCUGUCAUCACGAACAACCUUGUCCUCUUCCGCUCCAUUCCAGAAUUGCAGGAGCAGAAUCAACGCCUGCUUAAGGUCGUACGCGAGAUGGGCGCCAAGAUGGAGGCAGAGGAACGUGACUAUCGUGCUACUCUCGAACAGGAACAGAGCGAAGCGGUGCGAGAAGCGCACGAGGCUAUCCAGGAACUCGUGACACAGCUCGAGAGGCAGAAGAAGAGCAGUGAGAUGACGAUUCAAGCAUAUAUGAAGGAGAGGGAUACCCUCAAGGCGAUGCUGGCCCAGUUGGAACGGGGAGUGCCGCAUGUCGGCUUGAAUGGUGAUAUUGGCGUUAACGGCGCUAGCACAGCGAGUAGAUCGAACGCCCAGCCUUCGGGUGAUUUGGCAAUGGAGUUGGCAGAUGCACAGGCCCAGUUCGAGUCGUACAGACAAGAGAUGGGUGUGGAUUCGUCGAAGCUCCGCGAAGAUUUUGUUAGCGCCCAGAGGGAACUUGGUCGGGCAAAUGCGGACCUGGCAAAGGCAAAUGCCAAGAUUCAGUAUUUGGACGAACGACACCGUAUGUCACAAGAACAGCUCGCACUACAAAGCCGCGAUCUGGAUCAAUUAUCGAUGCGUAACCAACAAUUAUAUGACCAACAAAUGCGUCUCGAUAUCGAUAAAGAGCGUGUCAUGGACGAGCUGGCGACUGUGAAGAGCGAUUUGGAACAGCUCCGCAACGAGGCUGCAAACCUUCGUGCAGAGAAGAGGAUCUGGGAGAGCGUACAGACGCGGUUAAUCGAGGACAAUAAAUCUCUCUCUGUAGAGCGCGCUCAGUUGGCGGAUCUUGUGGCUAAUGUUCAACGUAUCCACGGUGACCUUGAGCGUUCGGGCGAGAACGACCGUAAACGCCUCGAGACGCAGAUACAGAUGAUGGAAAGCCAAACGCAAGAAUUGAAGGUUCAGUUGUCACAAGAGCGAGAGACCCUUCGGCACGUCACGCUUCAGCGAGACAUCGACAUGAAGGAUUUGCAAGCACGUCUGGACAAGACCGCUGGACAGUUGGCUCAAGCCCGGGAAUCUCUUGUUGGCGCGGAGACGAGCAAGACACAUCUCCAGGAUCGUGUAGAGCAACUUACUCGCCAGUUGCAAGGCAACGAAGAGAAGCUUGCUGUGUACGAAAGGAGAGUGUCUGGUGCUUCCGCCGUUACGACUGUUCCUGCGUCGGAUUUGCCACGCGAGCAGCAGUUGGAGCAAGAAGUGGCUGAAUUGCGAUCUGCACUCAAAGUUGCUCAGGUUGAUCUAGCAUCGGCGCGUACCCACAUGCAACAAUUCCAGGAAAUUAGUCAAGCAAACGAGGCUGCACUGACAGCACUAAACGCUACUCACGAUCAGUACAAGACUGACGCUGAAGCUCGAGCCGCCCGACUUGAGUCCGAAUGCAGAUCGUUGCAAGAGAAGCUUCGUUCGGUUGAAGACGACUUGCAACAAGCCAAGGCGAAAGUCACCGAGAUCCAGCAUACCCUCGAAAACGAACGUACAGCAUGGGCAAACGAUAAGAGGAUUUUGGAGGGAACGAUUGUCGAUCUUAGUACUUCCGAAAGGGUUUCUGAGAACGACCGUACCACUCACGAGCAAGAAAUCCGCGAGCUGGAGCAGCGCGCGAUAGCUGCGGAGGAAAGAUACGCCCGCGAAGUAGUCACCCAUGCUGAGUCCUUGAAGAACGUGGAGAACCUUAGGCACCAGCUCACAGCGGCUCAGGCUACGGCUCGCCAAAACCUUGCGGAAGCGGCGAGUGCCCAAGCGAAGUUGGAAGCUUCUGAAGGCAGCUGGAAACAGCAGAAGGAGGCGCUUGAAAAAGAGAUCGCAGACCUCAAUGCACGUUAUGACGAUCUCUCCGCACAAAAGGCUCUCUUAUACCAGCACUUGGACACCGUCAGCUCACAAGCUGCUCGCAUCCGUCAGGUUGCAGACUCGUCCACGGAGAACACCUCCAACGAAGCCGACACCAACGACGACUCCGACGUUAAGUUGACAGAGUUGCGCGCUGUCAUUGGGUACCUCAGAAAGGAGAAAGAAAUUGUUGAUCUCCAACUUGAGUUAUGCAAACAGGAGAACGUCCGUCUUAAGGGGCAAACCGACCAUCUUAGCCGGAGUUUGCAAGAAGCCCGUAGCACUCUCUCCGAGGAACGUGAACGUACAAUCCAAGCUGCUACUUCAGAUGCCCAACAUGCUGAGAUGCUCGAACGAAUUAACCAACUCAACAUCCUUCGGGAGAGCAAUGCCACUCUUCGUGCGGAUUGCGAGAACUAUACCAAGCGCGCAAGAGAGCUGGGUGCUAAACUGAAGGCCCUUUCUGUGGAACUGGAACCUGCAAAGGAAGAGGCACGCAUCGCACAACGUAAUGCUCAACUUUUAAGCAAGUACGAUCGGAUUGAUCCUGCUGAAGUUCAGAGCUUGAAAGAUGAGAUUGACGCAUUGAAGGCCCAGAAGGCUGAGGUGGAAAAAUUGGUAACAGAACGAGAUGCCAAGUUCUCAGAAGCGAAUUCUCGGGUUGAGGCGUUGGAAGAUGCUCUCCGAAAACAUAAGGAGGCAGCUACGAAGAACAUGGAAGGGUUCAGGCAGCGGCUCGGACAUGUGAACCAGGAACGGUCUCGAAUGAAUCAGCAGGUUAAAGAGCUUCAAGAACAAGUGAGGACCUUGACAGCCGAACGAGAUACGCUUCAUGUUGGUGCUGGCGCCAGCACCGAUUCCGACGCCUCCAAAGAGCUCACUGCUCAACUCGACGCCCUUCGGCACGAGAAAGCAGCUCUCGAGAAGGCGCUAGCCGAAGAGAGAGCCAAACCUCCCUCGCUGCCCACGCCAACUCCUGAUCAAGCCUGCACUUGUUCCGAAAAAGACAGGCUUCUAGCGGAGAAGGAAGCCCUAUUGAACGCUGAAGGAGCCGACGCUUUGAAAGCUCAGUGGGCAGGAGAAAAGGCUGAACUUAGUAAAGCACGCGACGAAGCGGUGGCCCGAGCGAAGGAAAAAUUCCAAGUUAGAAUCCAAGACUUGCAAAGAGCUAGGGAUCGUGCCAAUACCGAACUUGCGGCGGCAGUCGAGAAGGCGAAGAGCGAAAUGUCAGCUGCGAGCGCAGGUAACGUGGAGGAAUUGGUCAAACGGCAUGCCAAAGAACUCGAAGACCUCAGAGCCUUGCUGAAUGCCCAGCACGAAGCCAACCUCGAUGCCGCCGUGCACGCUGCCACCCUGGCGGCGAAAGCUGAGGCAACCGUGGCUUCUAAUGAUGAUGCUACGAAGGCUGCCAUUGAUGCCGCUAUCGCAGCCCGUGAGCAAGAGUUCCAGACUAGGCUUAACGAUGAGAUCGAGAAAGCUGUCGAGCGCGGUAGAAUGGAGCAGAGUGCGAAGUCGAAGCUCAAGGAUUCCCAGCUCGUCCGGUCACAACUGAAGGUGAAGGAACUCGAAGCACAAAUUCUUGAAUGGAAGAAAGCAGGGAUUGUACCCGACUCUACUAGUGCCCCUGCCACUACGACUAUGCCCGCAACAACAACCACACCUGCAGCGCCUACCUCGACUGUUCCUUCCGAAGCAACUCCAGCGUCAGCCACAGAGUCGUCCUCGGUCCCUUCAACCAGUGUAAGUGCUGGCCCUGUACGAAGGCAGGCUACCAGCGGUGCUGUAAUGCUGGUUCCCCCCGAAGCAGCCACCAGAGGACGGGGCCGUGGUGCCUCAAUACGUGGUGGGCAGCGAGGCAUCUCCAUCAAGGGAAGAGGUGGUGCACCUUCACCUACUGCCACCACUGCUCCAUCACAGCAGCAAGGAGCCAUUCAAAUCAUGGGUGCAGCUGCCAAACGCGCUCGCGAAGACGACGUUUCUUCAGACGAUUCAUUAGCUAAAAGGAUCAAGCCUGCUGAGGCCAGCACGAGUACACCUGGCCUUGCGGUAGGGACCAGCACCACUAACAAGCCUCCUGUAACGAUCAGACGGCCUCAGCCGCCGGCAUAAUAGUCUGCGCAACAUCCAUCAUGAUGUUUGCUGUUAUUAUACGUUUGCAUUUUGUAUCAUUAUCCACACACUCGCCUGAACACUUCAUCGUACGUACCGUAUUUCGAGAUCAAUAACUACCAGUGGUAU
Pisolithus orientalis is the source of this 5866-nucleotide messenger RNA. RefSeq lists its product as uncharacterized. NCBI's taxonomy places the organism in Eukaryota, Fungi, Basidiomycota, Agaricomycetes, Boletales, Pisolithaceae. Gene Ontology annotation, cellular component: nuclear pore. The coding region runs from base 8 to 5737 and encodes 1909 amino acids. The transcript has 19 exons. Gene Ontology annotation, molecular function: structural constituent of nuclear pore. Gene Ontology annotation, biological process: protein import into nucleus; mRNA export from nucleus. The record is from RefSeq and is a predicted model, not a curated record.